This is a messenger RNA of Closterium sp. NIES-65, 4392 nucleotides long. NCBI's taxonomy places the organism in Eukaryota, Viridiplantae, Streptophyta, Zygnematophyceae, Desmidiales, Closteriaceae. The record is from the annotation of a GenBank genome assembly.
AUGGUACGUAGCUCGUUCUCUGGGGAGAUUAAGGUGGAAGGGGGCGGGCCAUGGGGGCCGGCGGAAAGGGCGGGGGGAGGGGCGGAAGGGGAGGCGGAGGGUGGGGGUGUGGGGAGCAGCCGCGGGCGGGGGAUUGCAGAUGCUGCUGCGGCGCUGCGGAGCAUAUGGGCGGAGGAGGACAUGGAGGGGGUUGAAAUCGAGGGGAUCGAGUGGGCAGGCGCAGGGGGGGGCGCAGGGGGGGAAGCGGGCGGAGGGGGAAGUGGAGGCGGGGGGGUAGGAUGGGAAGGGUUGUUGCUAGAGUCCCUGGGCAGAGCGGGAGCAGCAGCAGCAGGAGGAGGAGCAGGAAGGGGAGCAGCAGGGGGCCGGUCAAGAGGCAGAGGCAGUGCACGAGAGGACCUAGGAGGCGGCCUGAUUCUCGAAUCCCUAAGCAGUUUCAGCAGCGCGCGCGCCAAUGUGUGCGUCUACUCGGGCAGGUGGCAGUACGAGGCGACUCUAGGCUCCUCCGGCAUUCAGCAGAUUGGCUGGGCGACAUUGGCGUGCCCGUUCACGGCAGAGGAGGGCGUGGGGGACGCGCCUGACUCGUAUGCUUUUGAUGGGAAGAGGGUGCGGAAGUGGAGUGGGUGGUCCGCGCACCCCCCAUCGAGCCUGCCAUUCCGAACCUGUCCGCUAGGCCCGGAUGACGAGGUUCUCCUGGCGGAGCUCCUGUGUGAGAGGCUCGGGCCGUUGCUGCUGGCAGGGGGGGCACGAAUGGAGGUGCAGAGACAGAUGGGGAGGAGGGCGGGGGAGGGCAAAGGAGGGGGGGGAGUGGCAGAGGGUGUGGGGUGGGUGCGAGGGGGGUAUGCUGUAUGGGCCUCCCUGCUGCCUCUACUCCUCCAACUGGCGCCCAGACAGGGGCUAAACACAGGUGGGGGGAAGCAGGGUGCAAGCAGACACAGUCCACAGCAGCAGCAGCAGCAGCAGCAGCAGCAGCAGCAGCAGCAGCAGCAGCAGCAGCAGCAAAAGCAGCAAGGGUGGAGGAUGGUGGACGGAGUAAUGGACUCGCUUCACCUGUGUCUGGAGGACCAUGAGUGGUCCGGGAUCAUCCCGGCCCUCAUGGACGCCCUAGCCUUCCACUCCCGAACCUCCCUCGUAGGUUCGGCUGCGUUCACAGUGCCGAACCUAGCCGGUGCAGGAGCAGAAGCAGUUUCCGGCUCGGGAAAACCCCCAGAGGUUUGGCAAGAGGGGCGGGAUCCGUACCUGUACCUAUCCCUGGCCUGCCACUUAGCUAAGCGACAGGAGGUGCUAAGCGCAUGGUGGGCAGCAGACGGAUUCUCCUCCAAUCUAGAGGCAUUCUUGACCCGCAGAGUAGCCACAAGGGUGGAUCUGCAGAGGCUGUUUCCCUCGCUGUGGUGGGCUGGCUGUAAGGAGGACGACUGCAGCGAAGCAGGCUUGGAAGAAAGCAAGAAGGCACUUGUGAAGGCAACGUCUAGGGUGGAGCUCUGCCAAGUGUCGCUCUGCCGCUCUCUCCUCUUCUUUGUACCCUCUAAGAGCAUGACCGGGGCUUCGUCGACUUAUUCGCUUGCAACUGGCGGCGUGCUUGCACCGUUUCUGAGGAGCCUGAUCCGCAAGAACCGGGCGGCGAACAGGAAUAUUGUGCCGCCCGGGCUCUCGGAUAGUAGCGUGCUGGUGACGGCGUUUUUUGUCCUCUUGCGGCUGUUGUGGGCGGGGCUGGUGGGCCGUGGAGGCGGGAAACUGCAGAAGACAAAGAGAGCUGGGGUUUUAAGAGGGUCACAUGUCUUAGUAGAAUCAGGGAGUGGAAGAGAGGGAGAAGCAGAGGGAAUGGAGGUUGAUUUUGAAAAAGGAACGUCAGGGAGGGAGGGUAGGCGGGUGGGGAAGGUAGAGAGGGAGGGAUGGGAAGUGGAGGAAGAGGAGGAGGAAGAGGAGGAGGAGGAGGAGGGGGAAGAGGAAGAGGAGGAAGAGAGCGAGGAAGUAUCAAUGCUUCCGUGGCCAAGAACCCCCUCUGGGGCCAUUAGGAGCAGCUGGAGGGAGCGACAAGAGGCAAGCAGUGCCUUGGAUAGCAGCAGCAGCAGCAUAGCAGCUACUACAGCCACUGCCACUGCGGGCACCAGCACAGGUGCCACCAGCACUGCUGCCAUCCCUGCAGGGGGUUACCUGCAGCGCCACGGGCGGUGGAAGUUUCCUGUGCCCUUAUUCCUGCACCCGGAUUUGCAUUACUUUGACUUGCCACGCCUGGGCGGGCUCUUUAGCCACGUGGCCAAGACCUUCCCCCUCUCCGCGCCGCAGGACUUUGCCAGCGUGACAUGGACUGAUGAUGACGUGGAUGAUGAUCAUUGGGCGGCGGGAGAGGAGGGGGAGGAGGAGGCGGGUGGGGGAACGGGGGAGAGGAGAAGGGAGGAGCGGGGGACGGGGGGAGGAGGUACAGGGGAAGGAGGGGGAGCAGGCGGGGGGAGGAGAGCAGAGGGGGUGCAAGAGAGGGAAAUGGGAGGAGGGAGGAGUGAGGGGGAUGGAGAACGUGAGGGGGAGGAGAGGGUUGAGGAGAAGGCGGAGAGGGGGAAGGGGGAGGAGGAUGAGAGGGAGGUGCUGCUGCUGGACAUGGCCGUGCUGCUGUUCCACCUCAGGGGCGUGGGUGCCUUCAAACAGGCGGCGCUGCAGCAGCAGGGCAUGGUGCAGGCGGUGGCACAGCUGGAAGAUGCGGACAGGCAGAUCGCCGCUGCCAUGGGGGGGCGCACGGAGGGAGCUGCGGCUGCAGCCAGGGGAGGUACAUCCGGGGGAGGUACAUCCAGAGUGGGCGUGGGAGGGUCAGUGCGGGCGCAGCAGCUGAGGGAGGCGAGACAGGUGUUCCGAGAGGACGUGGAUGAGAGUGUGAGGCUUGCAGUGUGGUGGAGAGCGGUGUUGGGCGGUGCUGCGUGGAAGCAGAGGGCGCUGGUGGGGGUGAGCAGGAGGGUGGGCUCGCUGCUGCUGGCUGCCAGCAAGCGGGGCCACAUCUUUGCCUACGUGCCCGAGGUCUAUUUGGAAGCAAUGAUCGAGGCCUUCCAUGCCUUCAGGCGCUGCGACCCGCCACUCUUCCGACUCCGCCACUCCGUGCAUCACCUCGCUCCCUUCAUAUCUUUCCUGCUCACGCGGUUCAGCGAUGCAAGGAUCGCCAAUCCAGACACCAGAGACCAGCUGCUGCAGACGCUCUCCGUGCUGCUACAGCUGCCGCCCUUCUCCGUCGCACUAGAGACAAACAAGGCCGCCCGCACAUGCUUCAUGCCCAGCCUUCUCAACGCAUUUGACCAGCGCUUCUGGAUACCCGUCUCUCAGGUAUUUCCUCAGGUGUCUCUGCCUCUCAGGUGUCUCUGCCUCUCAGGAGGGUUCUGUCUCCCAGGGGGCCGGGAAAAAGGGGAGAAGGCUCUAGAAGGGGGUGAAGCAGGAGGAGCAGCAGCAGCUGCGGGAGGAGGAGGAGAGGGAGGAGAAGGAGGAGGUGAAGGAGAGAUGCAAGGAGUUUCAGGAGGAGAAGAGGGGAGCAGGGCCAGGGUGGAGCUAGUCACUCAGGGCGAGGGAGAGGGAGGAAGAGAGUCCAUUGAAGCUGAAGGAGAAGCAAUGACAGCACUUGCACCUGCCACCACUCCUGCUUCCUCCACAUCCCCUGCGCCGUCUGCAUCCUCUGCUCCCUCUGCAUCUGACUGCUCUCUCGAUCCUGAGAUGAACCGCAUGCGGCUGUUUGAGCUGCUGCUCUUCAUCCUCAACCACACGUGCUCCGGUGCUGAUGCACGCGCUCUUGACGGUGUCCUGCAGGACCACGUGUCCCCAUCCGACCAAUCAUCGCGCCCCAUGGUGCUCGCCCCCCUCGUGGGCAUCAUAGGCGGCCUGUUCUCGCAUGCUCAGCGGGCCAAUGGGACCGCGCCAGCUGGCAUGGUGCGGUCGGUGCUACAGGCAGACCCUUCCCUUGACUGUCUGGCCGGGCUGGAGUUCCUGCUGGGGUUCGACUGGGAGAGUGAGUUCAGCAGCCCACCAUCAGCGUGCCUGGCGGAUCUGCGCCUCUUUGUGGAGCAGCUCAGGCGGGAGCAGGCUGCUCGCAAGGCGGCAGCAGAGGCCGCUGCUGCUGCCGCCGCUGCAGGUCGCGGGAAGAAGGGCAAAGAGCACAUGCAAGAGCAAGGCACCACCGCAGAGGGGAUGGAUGGUGCUGCUGCUGGUGCUGGUACAUGGGAGGGGGAAGGUGAGGAGGAGGAGGAGGAGGAGGAGGAGGAAGAGGGGGAGAUGUGCAGCAUAUGCUACGCGGCUCCCAGUGACACCCAGUUCAUCCCCUGUGGUCACUCCUCCUGUGAGCGCUGUGUGGCACGGCACCGCCUCAACAGCCCCCGCUGCUUCUUCUGCAAUGCUGUGAUCGAGCGACUGGCGGCGAAGCACUGA